Messenger RNA from Camelina sativa (false flax), 1167 nucleotides. RefSeq lists its product as uncharacterized. Gene Ontology annotation, biological process: ubiquitin-dependent protein catabolic process. Lineage: Eukaryota; Viridiplantae; Streptophyta; Magnoliopsida; Brassicales; Brassicaceae. Gene Ontology annotation, molecular function: ubiquitin protein ligase activity; SUMO-ubiquitin ligase activity; SUMO binding. The record is from RefSeq and is a predicted model, not a curated record. Gene Ontology annotation, cellular component: SUMO-targeted ubiquitin ligase complex.
CCGAGAGAAAGACACGAGAUAAAUUUUGAUCCGCCUUGGCCUUUGUGUCUCCUCCUCCUCUCUCUUUCUCUCUCUCUUACAAAAAAGAUUUCAAAAACCCUAAAUUUCACAAAAACUGAUUAGGUUCCAAAAUUCUCUCCGGCGAUUUUCUCAAAUUUAAAUUCGGCUCACGGUCAGUUUCCCAAACGUCGAAUUGAAUUGAUCGAACAGGUACAAAGGGUUGAGUUACUUUGAGCUUGAAAGAUGAAUACUCAAGAGGUGAGAGUCGUACCUCGAGGAAAUCGACGGAGGAAAGCUGUGAUUGAUCUGAAUGCUGUACCUGGAGAUCAAGAAGGCACUUCUGCUUCUUCUGUUAGAGCUCUUACCACCGUGCCUCCUGUGGUAGAGUCUCAGCCUGUUCCUACUCCGAUUGAUGUUGAUGCUAUUGAAGAUGAUGUUAUUGAAUCAUCCGCAAGUGCUUUUGCUGAAGCUAAAAGCAAAUCUAGAAAUGCACGUCGGAGAUCCUUGAUGGUUGAUGUAGAGUCAGGAGGUACAACUAGGGUGCCUGCUAACUUGAGCAACAAACGUAGAAGGAUUCCUUCUAGUGAACCUAUCAUUGACUGUGAGCAAGCCUCUAUAAAUGUCGUUGAAGUCGACAUGUUAUCGAGACUGUCUAGAUCGAAGGCUCCAGCUCCUGCUUCCCCACCUGAAGAGCCGAAAUUUACUUGUCCCAUCUGUAUGUGCGCCUUCACAGAGGAGAUGUCAACCAAGUGCGGUCACAUCUUCUGCAAGGGAUGUAUAAAGACGGCAAUAUCUCGUCAGGCAAAAUGCCCUACUUGCAGGAAAAAGGUUACUGCAAAAGAGCUCAUUCGAGUAUUCCUUCCAGCCACUAGAUGAGUUAUACAGCAACAUCACCAACCACCACCCUGUCUAAUCAUUUGUCAGACUAUCCUCAUACUCACUUCGGAACAUUGAAAGGGACUUCAGUGACUUUGUGUUUUAGGAUGAGAAAUAUUCAGUUAUCAAGAAGGCCCUAUCAUUUGAUGGAUAUCAUUGGUAAUAACUCUUUGUUUUUAGUUGCUGCUGUUAUAUGUAAUUUAGUCGAUACUAUUCCCUCUUAAUUGAUGAAAAAGAUAUAUGAAAGAAAAAAAUAUUGGAUCUUAACUCAAAUUCGACAUACAUUCUUAA